Messenger RNA from Xylona heveae TC161, 1812 nucleotides. Its product is annotated as MFS transporter, SP family, solute carrier family 2, member 2. NCBI's taxonomy places the organism in Eukaryota, Fungi, Ascomycota, Xylonomycetes, Xylonales, Xylonaceae. The transcript has 5 exons. The record is from RefSeq and is a predicted model, not a curated record. Gene Ontology annotation, cellular component: membrane. Bases 194 to 1663 code for a protein of 489 amino acids. Gene Ontology annotation, biological process: monosaccharide transmembrane transport. Gene Ontology annotation, molecular function: hexose transmembrane transporter activity.
CAGCGGCGGCGGCACGGGUUGUUUGGUCACAAGCUCAUCUUCUCGUCUCUUGACAGCUGCGGGGCCAAGAUUGUAAUUGGGGAAAGCGACGGUAAAUUGAUGACGUCGUAUUUCUAGCAAUACAAAACCCGUAGCAGCGUACCAGACUUUUGGGGAACCCAGCAUUUCAGCCGUCUCGAGCGAAUCGAGCGUCAUGGUCUCUUUGAAUGCGUCCUGGCGCGACACGACGCCUUAUUUACUCUAUAUACUGCUGGUCUCUUCCAUCGGACCUUUGCAAUUUGGAUAUCAUUUGGCCGAACUCAAUGCUCCUCAAGAAGUAAUAAAUUGCAACCGAAAAUCAAUCAAAGGGAUUACUACCAUAUCGAGUUCCAAGCUUCCGCAAUGUAUUCCAAUGAACCCAACCAUUUUUGGGCUUGUGUCCUCCAUCUUCACAUUGGGCGGCUUGGUUGGUGCCCUCGCGGCUGGUCCCUACUCGAGCAAGUACGGACGUCGACCGACAAUGCUUCUCACAACUAUCUUUUUCACCAUCGGGCCACUCUUUGAAGCCUUGGCCCCCGACGUGACAAUCAUGGUAAUUGGAAGAAUAUUGUCAGGGAUGGGCGCGGGCGCUUCCGUUGUCGUGGCUCCACUUUACAUUUCUGAGACUGCGCCUCCGAAUGAGAAAGGAGUGUUUGGAGCGCUCACGCAGAUCAUGAUUAAUGUGGGCAUCUUCAUUGCUCAACUGCUUGGAUACUUCUUGAGCCAUGAUCAAAUGUGGCGUCUCAUUCUAGCCAUCGCUGGUGCCAUUGGCCUCUUCCAUGCCGCCAACCAACUCCUUGUCCCAGAAAGUCCGAAAUGGUCCGCUGAUAAGGGUCGCACUCGGCAAGCUAUGAAUGACUUGCAGAGAAUCCGGGGCCCAACGGCCGAUGUUACUGAGGAGAUCAAUGCGUGGGGCGUCAAGAGUGUCGACGAAGACGAGGAAGAAGCUUUGCUAAGCGAUCGCCCUCGAAACAGUGUUGCUUCUGCAAACUCUGAAGCCCACGUUGGUAUCAUUGGUAUCGCAACCGAUCCAAACUAUCGACCUGCCCUUAUUGCUGUGGUCGGCGUCAUGGUUGCCCAGCAGCUAUGCGGCAUCAACAGUAUCGUCAUGUACUCAGUUUCGCUACUUUCGCACCUGCUCGAAUCCAACGCGGCCUUACUGACGGUGGUCGUAUCUGUGGUAAACGUAGUGACAACUACAGCUUUUGCGCCGCUGGUUGAUCGCCUGGGAAGGAAAACAUGCCUUCUCAUGUCCAUUUGCGGGAUGGGUAUCUGUUCCGGACUAUUGGCUAUUUCAAUCAUCUACUCGAUCCGCAUUCUCUCAGCAGUUUCUACGCUUUUGUUCGUGACAAGUUUCGCUGCAGGACUUGGCCCUGUCCCGUUCCUACUUUCCUCUGAGCUGGUGGGUACCGAAGCUGUGGGCGCGACUCAAAGCUGGGCGCUGGCGGCCAACUGGAUCGCCACAUUUGUGGUUGCCCAAUUCUUCCCUGUUGUCAACAAUGCACUUGGCAAGGGCCAGGUAUAUUUUGUGUUCAUGGCGCUGGCAGCUGUCUUUUUUGUGUUCGUGUCCUGGCGGGUUCCGGAGACGAAGGGCAAGAAGAACCCUGACGAAGUCUGGGGCAGAGCGGAGCGUCGUCUUGAAUAGAGGUGCAUAACGUCUCUGACGCCCUAUACUUUGUACAGUAAUGAUUUGACUGAAUGGAACCAUUUUCAUGUGGGAGUUGGGAGUCUUGUAUUAAAACAUGUGAAAGAAGCUGCAUGUACUGAUUUUUUUUUUUUUUUUUUUUUUUUUCG